AUGAUAUUAAUACCAUUUAUUUAUAUUUUUUUAAUACUAUCAGCCACUCUUUGUAAAGAGUAUUACGAGCUAUACUACGGGGAGGUUCGUAUAUUAGAGCCGGAUGAAGUGGAUAAUGAACACGAUAACGAUAAUCGUGUAAAAGAAGAAUUAAAAAACAGUAGUAAUAUUAGUGAUAGAAAUGAAAUUCAUAAACAUAUUUUAAAGUUUAUUGAAUAUAGUGUUGUAGAUCUUAAUAAAUCACAAUAUGACCAGUUUAAAUAUAAAUCAUAUAUAACCAGACUUAAUUGGAAUGGUGAUACACUACCUGAUAAAAAUGAAUUUCCACCAUUUUUGACAAUUUUAAAUUUGUUCUAUUGUUAUAAAAAGUUAACUCCAACAACUUUACCAAAUACAAUAACUACACUCAGAUUCGGUUAUGAAUUUAACAAAGUAAUUCUACUCGACACAUUACCAAAUAGUCUUACAACACUCACAUUCAGUCAACGUUUUAAAAAAGUAGUUCAACCCGGCACAUUACCAAAUAGUCUCACAACACUCACAUUCGAUCAUUAUUAUAACCAAGUAGUUCCACCGGGUACAUUACCAAAUAAUCUCACAACACUAACAUUCGGUAAUGAUUUUAACCAAGUAAUUCUACCCGGCACAUUACCAAGAUCACACGUUAAGUGCCUCCCCGCGGCGUAG
Dictyostelium purpureum is the source of this 687-nucleotide messenger RNA. RefSeq lists its product as uncharacterized. The transcript has 4 exons. NCBI's taxonomy places the organism in Eukaryota, Evosea, Eumycetozoa, Dictyosteliales, Dictyosteliaceae. The record is from RefSeq and is a predicted model, not a curated record. Bases 1 to 687 code for a protein of 228 amino acids.